AGGUUACGGUCGGCGUCGCGCCACGGGCAGCUGCUGCUUCAUCCCCUCCCCAGGCGAGCUGCUCUGCUGCUGCUUGUGCUCCCUCCCUCCUCUCACGAGCUCGAUCUGCUGCCGGGUUUCAGUCUUUCUUCUUCUUCUGAAGCGUCGGAAAGCCGUCUUCUUGCCUUGCUCUGAUGGAGCUUGGAGCCGCUUCCCGUAAGCUUCUGGGCAACAACCUCCCUUCGCGCGGCUGCGGCUCUCUCGCCGGGAGACAGAGUCAGAUAGCUCCUCAGACUUUCAAGUGGCGGCCCCCCUCCACACCUUUUCCUCGUUCUCUCAGAGCUUUGUUGAAGGAUCACUACGUCUCCACCGACAGGGUGAAAGGAAUGUCUGCUCAAAAUUCGCGUGAUUUUGAGCUUUCGAGCUUGACGGCUCUGUCCCCGCUGGACGGUCGAUACUGGGGCAAAGUGAAGGAGCUUGCCCCUUAUAUGAGCGAGUAUGGGCUCAUCUACUUCCGGGUUCUUGUCGAGAUUAAGUGGUUGCUGAAGCUUUCAGAAAUUCCUGAAGUUGUCGAAGUUCCAAGGUUCAGUGAUGAAGCUCGGUCUUUUCUGCAAGAACUGAUUGAUGGGUUUAACUUGGAUGAUGCUCAAGAAAUAAAAAAUAUUGAGAGAGUCACUAAUCAUGAUGUAAAAGCAGUGGAAUACUUCUUGAAGAAGAAAUGCCAAUCACAACCAGAGGUUGCUAAGGUGCUUGAGUUUUUCCAUUUUGCUUGCACCUCUGAGGACAUUAAUAACCUUGCACAUGCAUUGAUGCUAAAAGAGUCCAUGGACGAAGUCAUACUUCCUGCAAUGGAUAAAGUGAUCAGCGCGAUAGCUAUCAUGGCUGAGAAUAAUGCUCACAUUCCGAUGCUCUCUCGAACACAUGGUCAGCCUGCUUCACCGACAACUUUGGGGAAGGAAAUGGCUGUUUUUGCAGUCAGAUUGAGCAGAGAGAGGAAUAAAAUAUCUCAGGUUGAAAUCAUGGGGAAGUUUGCCGGUGCAGUUGGCAACUAUAAUGCGCAUCUCUCUGCCUAUCCUAGUAUCAACUGGUCAGGUGUGGCCGAAGAAUUCACAAAAUCUCUGGGAUUGAACUUUAAUGGUUAUGUGACUCAGAUAGAAUCUCACGACUACAUGGCAGAACUGUUCGAUUCGAUCACCAGGUUCAAUACCAUAUUGAUUGAUUUUGAUCGGGACAUCUGGGGCUAUAUUUCAUUGGGUUACUUCAAGCAGAUAACGAAGGCGGGUGAAAUUGGGUCAUCAACAAUGCCCCACAAAGUGAAUCCCAUCGAUUUUGAAAAUAGUGAAGGUAAUCUUGGCAAAGCCAAUGCCGGUCUAUCUUUCCUGGGCGAGAAAUUGCCCAUUUCCCGGUGGCAGCGGGACUUAACUGAUUCGACCGUUUUAAGGAACAUGGGUGAAGGAUUGGGACAUUCUCUUCUUGCUUACAAGAGUGCAUUGCAGGGAAUUGCAAAACUUCAGGUAAAUGAAACGCGUUUGAAUGCGGACUUGAAUCAAUCAUGGGAGGUUCUUGCCGAGCCAAUACAAACGGUUAUGCGAAGAUUCGGUGUUCCUGAACCGUAUGAAAAGCUGAAGGAACUGACCAGAGGAAGGGCUGUUUCUGAGGAAAGCAUGAGGGAGUUUAUAGAACGACUAGAAUUACCUACCGAAGGGAAAAUAAGGCUCGUGAAGAUGACUCCUCAUUCUUAUAUUGGGGCAGCUGCUGAGUUGGCGAGGAAUGUAAAUACAGCCAUAAGCUUGGGGAAUCGGAUGAAGGUUCUAUGAAAACUGAAACCAGAAAUUUCUUUUUCGGAAAUUUCGGUUCCUGUUGUUUGUUCGGAAUCAUUACGAGGGCUAUUGAGCCAAACAGAGCAAUGCGGGAAAGCCCUGAAGUAGGGCAAGGAAAUAAGAAAUACAGCCAAUGUCUGUAUAAAAAUAUUCUGAAAUUUCAUAAAGCAAAUUUUGGGAAUAACUCGGUGUAUUAUUAACGAGGUGCCCUCAAACCUCGGUUGAUAUGUAUUGAGGAUAAUUAAAUUGGAAUUCGACUGAUUUUCAUUUCAAAAA
Punica granatum (pomegranate) is the source of this 2075-nucleotide messenger RNA. NCBI's taxonomy places the organism in Eukaryota, Viridiplantae, Streptophyta, Magnoliopsida, Myrtales, Lythraceae. The record is from RefSeq and is a predicted model, not a curated record.